CCGACGCCUCCCCACGAAGCUUCUCCACCUCCUCCUCCUCUCCUCGCUAUUUAUCCUCCGCGCACGCCGUUUUCCAAGAUCCAUUCCGAGACACUCGACACAGUCCACCACGCACGCGCAGCAGCAGCAGCGCCCGAUAAGCAAGAAGAAACAAACAAUGGUGAUGGCGGCGGCGGAGCGGCGGGACGCGGAGGCGGAGCUGAACCUGCCGCCAGGGUUCCGGUUCCACCCGACGGACGAGGAGCUGGUGGCGGACUACCUCUGCGCGCGCGCCGCCGGCCGCCCCGCGCCGGUGCCCAUCAUCGCCGAGGUCGACCUCUACCGGUUCGACCCGUGGGAGCUCCCGGAGCGGGCGCUCUUCGGGGCGCGGGAGUGGUACUUCUUCACGCCGCGGGACCGCAAGUACCCCAACGGCUCCCGGCCCAACCGGGCCGCCGGGGGCGGGUACUGGAAGGCCACCGGCGCCGACAGGCCCGUGGCGCGCGCGGGCAGGACCGUCGGGAUCAAGAAGGCGCUCGUCUUCUACCACGGCAGGCCGGCGGCGGGGGUCAAGACGGACUGGAUCAUGCACGAGUACCGCCUCGCCGGCGCCGGCGCCAAGAAGGACGGCUCCUCGCUCAGGCUUGACGACUGGGUGCUCUGCCGCCUCUACAACAAGAAGAACCAGUGGGAGAAGAUGCAGCGGCAGCGGCAGGAGGAGGAGGAGGUGGCGGCCAAGGCUGCAGCGUCGCAGUCGGUCUCCUGGGGUGAGACGCGGACGCCAGAGUCUGACGUCGACAACGAUACGUUCCUAGAGCUGGACUCGCUGCCGGAGUUCCAGACGACAAACGUGAUAUUGCCAAAGGAGGAGGUGCAGGAGCUGGGCAACGACGACUGGCUCAUGGGGAUCAGCCUCCACGACCUGCAGGGCCCCGGCUCCCUCAUGCUGCCAUGGGAGGACUCCUACGCCGCCUCGUUCCUGUCGCCGGUGACCGCGAUGAAGAUGGAGCAGGACGUCAGCCCAUUCUUCUUCUUCUGAGCUAUCAACUCUCUAAAAAGUAGCACUCUUGUCUGCGGCCCUCUGUUUCUAAAUAUAAGAUGUUUUGGUAGUUCAAUCUAUACUGCCAAAAUAUCUUAUAUUUAUGAACAGAGGGAGUAACUGUAGUCUGUAGAUAGUUCACAUUCUUCAAGACUUUUUUCUUGAUUUUUUUAUUAUAUAUUGCUUUUUAAUGAUACAUUGCCAGCCGGUACUGAAUACGGAACAGCUCGCACUGUUGUGUGCAGCGUAACUGUAGAUAGUUGAUAGUUCAGUUUGUUCAGGACUUAGAAGACACAUUGUACUUCGAAAGAAAAGGAUCACAUGUUAUCAUUUUCUAAAUUCCAAAAA
Triticum dicoccoides is the source of this 1366-nucleotide messenger RNA. RefSeq names its product NAC domain-containing protein 67-like. Gene Ontology annotation, biological process: regulation of DNA-templated transcription. Lineage: Eukaryota; Viridiplantae; Streptophyta; Magnoliopsida; Poales; Poaceae. The coding region runs from base 158 to 1018 and encodes 286 amino acids. The transcript has a single exon. The record is from RefSeq and is a predicted model, not a curated record. Gene Ontology annotation, molecular function: DNA binding.